Messenger RNA from Ziziphus jujuba (common jujube), 1182 nucleotides. Its product is annotated as ethylene-responsive transcription factor ERN3. Bases 182 to 1063 code for a protein of 293 amino acids. Gene Ontology annotation, molecular function: DNA binding; DNA-binding transcription factor activity. NCBI's taxonomy places the organism in Eukaryota, Viridiplantae, Streptophyta, Magnoliopsida, Rosales, Rhamnaceae. Gene Ontology annotation, biological process: regulation of DNA-templated transcription. The transcript has a single exon. The record is from RefSeq and is a predicted model, not a curated record.
UUCUUGGAAUGCCAAAACUCUUUAGUAUAUAGACUCAUUCACCCCCUUCACCAAAACCAUCCCUCAUAUUAAAGCCAAAGUUUCUAUUCCACUUCCUCAACUUUCUCUCACUUUUUAAUCCAACUACGUAUCUGAAACCCUAAUUACUAGAGAGCUAGCUAGUGCUAUAAAUCAAUCGAUAAUGGCUGGACCUGAGCUCACAAAAGCUGCUCUUCCAACCACCACCACCAUGGCCCAAACAACUCGGCCGGCGGCGGUUCGGAGAUUUGUCGGUGUCCGGCAAAGGCCGUCCGGGAGAUGGGUAGCGGAGAUCAAGGACUCAUCUCAACGAGUUAGGCUUUGGCUUGGGACUUACGAUACUCCUGAGGAAGCAGCAAGAGCCUAUGAUGAAGCUGCGAGAGCCCUUCGGGGUUCGAAUGCUCGAACCAACUUCGCGGCGACUACUUCAUCGGUUAAUCCCAAUUCGAACCCGUUGGUUUCGACACCUUGCAUGAAUAAUGAUGGAACAAUUGCAGGGUCGGGAUCCGAUGGCCGCCAUGGAUUAAUGAGCUUCUCUUCCUUGAAGGCAAAACUAAGCAAGAAUCUUCAAAGCAUCAUGGCUAGGACAAGUGAGAAUAACAAGUCCUCAAAAAGCAGGGUGAGUGACCACUUCACUUUUGCGAGUAUAUUUCACUUUAGAAAAUACCAAUACCAAAACCCAUUAAUGGAUCAUAUGAGGAACAUGAACAUAGAUCAUAAAGCGGUGCAACCAAGUAUAAUUGUGCCUUCCCAUUUGGAUCAAACUAGUGAGCCUUGUUCUUGGGAAAGCUCUAGUGUUUCGGAUUGUAGUACGGAGUGGGUAGGGUUCCGGCAACCGGGGUUUGAUUCCGACGGUUCGGAUAUCGGUGAAGGGUUCGUGGAUCAUCAAAUGAUGGGGUGGAUGGAUAGCCCGGAGAUGAGUAGUAGUAUAAGCAAUAACAGCUCUGAAAUGGGUUCAAGGAGUAAGAGGUUUAAAGUGUCUUCUUCUGUGGUGGUGCCUCCAACUUUUAGUGAAUCUCCAUAUGAUGGUCAUGAAAUUAAUUGAAUAAUAAUGAAAUAGAAUUAAUGUUUAAAUUAAAUAUGUCUGGUGUAUAAAACUUCUAUAUAUAAGAAAAGGUUGAGAAGUCGGCUAUAUAUAUAAGAAGUUUGCUGCUAGAAGUUGCU